AUGGGUUUGAAUAAACUUAGUGGUUCUAUUCCUUCAUCACUAGCAAACCUGAGCAACUUACAAUGGCUGUCUCUCCAAGAUAAUAAAUUUUUUGGUCCCAUUCCUAGUGAACUUGGGAAGUUGAAGUUUCUUGCACAUCUUUCGUUGAGUAGAAAUCAGCUUAGAGGUUCUAUUCCUUCAUCAUUUGGUGAUUUGACAUCGUUAAAUUUUGUUUAUAUGUAUCACAAUCAGCUUGCUGAUCCCAUUCCUACUCAACUAGUGAAUUUGAAGUCUCUCGCAGAUCUUAAAGUGAACGACAAUCAAAUUAGUGGUUCGAUUCCUCUAGAGUUUGGAAAUUUAACUCAACUACAAAGACUUGAUCUGUCUUUGAAUCAUUUGAUUGGUGAGAUCCCAAAGGAGUUUGGGAAGAUGAAAAGUGUGUUGAAUUUAUGCUUGGCUGAUAACCAACUUAAAGGUAUUAUACCUCAGGAGCUUGAAUUCUAUGAACUCUUGGAAGAACUCGAUCUCUCUAGAAAUAGAUUGAAUGGGUCGAUACCAAAAAGUAUUGGUAAAUGGGUACACAUCCGCUACCUGAAUCUUAGUAAUAACCAACUUAGUGAGAAAAUUCCAUCUGAGAUUGGUAAAUUAGUUCAUCUUACAGAACUUGAUUUAUCUCAAAAUUUGCUCACAGAAGAGAUACCAUUUGAAGUUCAAAGUUUGCAAAGUUUGCAAAAAUUGAAUCUUUUUCACAAUAGACUAUAUGGUUCAAUUCCAAUCACAUUUACAAGUUUUCCUAGUGGGAUUGCCGUCGACCUGUCCAACAAUGAACUCACAGGUCCAAUUCCCCUUUCCUCUAACUUUGAGAACGCAUCCUUACAAGGAAAUCCAGUGUAUGAUGACAUCUUGAAAGCAACGAAUAAUUUUGAUGACACAUACUCUAUUGGGACCGGAGGAUAUGGGACUGUGUACAAAGCCGUGCUACAACCUAACAAUAUGGUAGCUGUCAAGAAACUUCGUUCAUCAUCUGAGAAUGUCGAUCAUAAUGGAUUCCUUAACGAGAUACGAGCAUUAACCAACAUAAGGCAUCGAAAUAGAGGAAGCCUUAGAUCAAUCUUAAGAAGUGAUGUUUUAGUACAAGAACUCGAUUGGUUGAAAAGGGUAAAUAUUGUAAAGGCUAUAGCUAAUGGUUUGGCUUAUAUGCAUCACGAUUGCUCACCUCCUCUAAUUCAUAGAGACAUUUCCAUUGCCAAUAUCCUUCUUGAUUCUGAUUAUCAGGCACAUAUUUCUAAUUUUGGCACUUCCAAGCUUCUAAAGCUAGACUCAUCCAACUGGACUGCUAUUGCAGGAACCUAUGAGCCUGCUUUUACGAUGGUGGCAACCGAGAAAUGUGAUGUGUAUAACUUUGGGAUUGUUGCACUAGAAGCGAUGAUGGGCAAACAUCCAGAUGAACUACCAACAUUGUUUGCUAAUUAUCUAGUGUUAUCAAGUGUUGGAGAUAGUCGUAUUCCACGUCCUUCAGCACAAGUUGAGAAAAAAGUGAAUUUGGUAUUGAAUCUCUCAAGAGCAUGUUUGAACUCGAAUCCACAAGAAAGGCCUGCAAUGCGCCAAGUUUCAAAUCUGUUGAUCAAGGCUUGA
Messenger RNA from Lactuca saligna, 1614 nucleotides. NCBI's taxonomy places the organism in Eukaryota, Viridiplantae, Streptophyta, Magnoliopsida, Asterales, Asteraceae. The record is from the annotation of a GenBank genome assembly.